CUGAGAGAAAGGACAGAGCGUCGCCCUCCCGACGCGCGGGCCGCUUAACUACGCAGCGUCGGCAUGAAGACUGCAAGUCCCAGCAUGCAACACAGCAUUCUGCCUGGUUCCCCGCUUGGAUCAAGAGGGAGCGUUGCCUCCUGGGCAAUGCAGUCUCCGUGGGCCACUCCGCUCGAGGAGAAGCAGUGCAUGCUGGGAAUUAAAUUGUUUUUAACAGGCCAAUCAAAUGGAAAGGAAGCACAGGCUGCUAGGAAGUGUAGUCUCAUGGGCUAUUCAACUAGAGAUGGGAGCAGUGGCUGCUGGGACCUGUAGUUCCUGCGGGUUGUACGUACCCCUGCAGGUAGGGCGCUAAGGACGUGGGCUGCUGCUUGCUGCUCCACGGUGUAUGACAGUGUGUUUGAAGACCAUACGUAGAAUUACUCAGUGUGGACCAAAGAACAACGUAUAAUAGCCUAGUAAUACAGCACCAUUUUCAGCCAAUCGAAUCCAAUGGAUCUAACAAACUUUAUAAUUGUAUGUGAAUCGCUUCAUCCACCACUGACAUGCAGCCAUCUCUGGAGUGAAAUAGGCACCUCUCUGACAAUGCUACUCAGCAGUGUAGGAUCCCACUCCUAAAUUGGUAUCAGAUAGCCCAGAUAUCUGGAUCACGUGAACUCUUGAAUUGUGAACAGGAGCAGGAGUCUCUGUUUUCUAAUAGAGUUUGAUGCAGGAUCGUGGCCAAGCAGACUUGUGGACUUCCACUUUAAGUAGCAUAGGGAAUCCUAGGGAGGUAGAAUUGAAAACACCCGCACACACACACCCUCUCUCUCUCUCCUCACUUGUGGUCCAAGAAUAAGAAUGAGAAGUUUCCACUUUAAAGGAAAAUGUUAUAAAAAGUUAUGAGCAAGUGAAAACAUGAAUUUUGAACCUGAUCAUCCUUCAAUUGCAAUCAAUUGCAAAACUCCCAUUGACUUGCACAGGAUCCAGGGUUCUAGAACUAAAUUUUGCCCUUUGUUGCACUAAUGCAUCUUAGGGCAAAGCUUGCUUCUUACAGUGUAAAUUCUUUGAAAUCCACUUAGGUCAUUAUAUCAUUACUCCGGCUGGCAAAACAGAAAGUCUUGUCUUUAGCUCUGACUUGGAAUCCUAUCCUGCUUCCCUCUAAGUCAACAGCAAAACUCCAAAAUCCUCAGUAGGAAUAUGACUGAGACCCUAAAGAUUAUUUCUAAGGCUCUGAUCAUGUAACAUUUUUCAUGGAGGAUGACCCUUAUAACCACACAUAGCCCCACUGACUUCUCUUGGGCUCCAUAUGGGCCCCAGGAUGUAUCCAUGUGGAACAAAUUGCAGAAUCCGGGCCUAAUUUUUUUUAGUGCUAAGUAUGUUUAGUAAUAGCCAAGCUUUAUAUGGAUUUUCUCAAGAACUUUAAAAAAAAAAUUCAGCAAAACUCUCCAGGUCACCUGUUAUUUAAAAAUAAUAAAUGUAGUGGUGCCUCAAUUAGCCAAAUGUCAAAAUGAGUGAAUUUGGAUAACAGAAGUUUCUAAUAGCUGUGGAAAUUUUCAGAGUAAAUAUAAAUAGACCUCAGUGGAUAUGACCCUGUUUUAGACAGCUGAGAGUUUUGGAUAACUGAGGAGCAAAUGACAGCUUUUCAGAAUUGUCAUGAACAUACAUCAUCCCACAAACAAAAUAUACUUGUGUCCUUCUCAAUAAUAAAUCUGAAAACAAUUAUAUUCUAAUAUUCUUUUUUUACAGAUUACCCCGAGUGAAUAGGCUAGUAGAAUUUUGUAAAACUGGGGCAUACAUGUAUAUACAUAGUUGUGAGACAUUACAAUAAUGAUUUAAUGCCAGAUUCUUCCCUUCAAUAAGCAUACACUACUCCUAUUGGCUUCACUAAGAAUUAUGUAUGCUUCUAUGCAGGCAGAAUUUGACCCUUCAUUUUUUGUUUUAAAUAAAAAAAAUAAAGUUAAAUGCUGCAAAGGUCAAGAUCUAUUGAAAUCUGUGUCUGGGAUAAAAUCUAACUUCUCAGAUCUUAAAGCACAUUUCUGGAAGUUCUAUCGCACUUUCAAAUUAAGGUCAUUUGAGAAAGCCACUGUGAAAUAACUAUUACUCCAUGUCACGGAGUUAUAUAAAGUCAAGCUUUUAAAAUGUAUGUAUUCCAGUGCAGAAUAUAUUGUUAGGUAACAGUGAAAGUCUGAGCAGGUGGCAUUCCUGAGUUCUAAGCCCCCCUCAGAUAUUACCCUGUAUGGUUGGUGGGAGGGGGAGGGGAAUAGAUGUGCUUUAGUUUCCCCAUUUUUAAAAAAAGUAUAAAUUGAGGUGGAGGAGAAGGGAGAGAGAGAAGACAUCCUCUCCUGGCAAAGGUGUUGGUGCUUAAGUACUUGGUGCCCAAUUGAUUAUUCUCCUCCACUUCCCAGUUCUUAAUUCAGCCCUAUGUUAAAGUCAGUGGGAGCUUUGAGUGCACAAGGAAUGAAGGAUCAGGCCCUUCUGAUUUGUAGGCCUUGAUCUCAGCUGCUCUGUGUUGAUGAAUCUUUGGGCAGCUCACUGUAGGAUCUCGUUAUAAGAUAUUUACACUUACUGGCUGAAUAUGAGCUCAGUAACAAUUUAUUAAUGGUUUAUUUUUUGCAUUGGCUUGUUAUUUUUUUAUAUUUACAUUUGUCUUAAAAAGUUACUAGAUUAUCUCACGUGGAGAUUGUUUUUAAUGGAAAAAAAAACCUAACCCUGUCUAUAUAGUAAAUGAAUCCCAUGCUGUGGAGAGAUAGCACAGUGCAAAGGAAAGGCCAGAGAGGGGAGCUGCUGCGCAGCUUUCACCAGGGAAAGCUCCUGGUUGUCCUUGAUUAGUAGCCACAUUGUCUUUUGUUUGUUUUUCUCCUGACUGGUGAGCGGAAAACUCCUUUUCUUCUCGGCCUCAGUGCAAUGAUCCUCUCCCAGCUAGAUCAGCACUGGCUUCCCUCAGAUGGACUUGCCGCAUGGUUUCUUGUAGCUGGGUUUGUACUGUGUAUGUUGUGAUUUAUUAGUGCAGUUUUCUCCUCAUGUAGACAGUAUGUUGUACAAACUGUUUGACUGCUCCUCUUAACAGCUUUUCUAUUACUUUCAAAUUGCUAGAAAUCCUCUUUAAGGGCUCUACGAGCAAUUACAAAUUGUCUUUUAGAGCAGUAUUAGUAGGUUGUAAUAUAAAUGUCCCUAGACAUGAUGACAGAUUUGGAGGCACCCAAAAAUGUGGUUAAUCCUCAGUUUUUUCUAUCCGCAGUCGUGUGGCUCUCACCCUGAUUCUAAUAGUUGGGUUUAAAUGGAGAAUAUCAGCUGCUUUGGAUUGGUGUUUACAUUGUGGUUCUUUAACAUCAUUUGUCUAUCCCCCUCCCCACACCAUGGUUUUAAGGCCUUUUCUUUUGACAUCUCAAGUAGAGCUAUACGGGAAAGUUUUCUGACUAGGCCUGCAUGGGAGGGACUUCAAGAUACAAAUUUCUUGUUUAGUAGCAACCAUUUUUCAUUUAUUUUUCAGAUGGUGUUUUGAUUUAGUAUGACUUCAUUUAUUUUGACUGUUCCUACAGAAAUCAUAAGUUGCGUAAUACCAAGUGACUACCAUAGAAUGGGCUGGAUUCAUCAAAGACCAGAGGCUGAGCCUUGAAAACAUGACUCUUGUGGCUCUUCGUGUAGUCCUGAGUACUCUGUAUUUAUGCUGCCACAGAAAGAACUGGUUACACUCAGAGGAGAAACACGUCAGCUGCAGGGAAGCAUGUACUAAGGACUGAAAUGAAUUUGCAGCCAAAGGAUCCACAUCAUGAAUAGAUACACUACUAUCAAACAGCUUGGCGAUGGGACAUAUGGCUCCGUCCUCCUAGGGAGAAGCAUUGAUUCUGGAGAGCUAAUUGCCAUUAAAAAGAUGAAGAGAAAGUUCUACUCUUGGGAGGAAUGCAUGAAUCUUCGAGAGGUUAAGUCUUUGAAGAAAUUAAACCAUGCCAAUAUAGUAAAACUGAAAGAAGUUAUCAGGGAAAAUGAUCAUCUUUAUUUUGUGUUUGAAUACAUGAAGGAAAAUCUUUACCAAUUGAUGAAAGAAAGAAACAAACUGUUUCCUGAAUCUACAAUUAGGAAUAUUAUGUAUCAGAUCCUGCAAGGGCUUGCAUUUAUCCAUAAACAUGGGUUCUUUCACAGAGACUUGAAACCUGAAAACCUCCUUUGCAUGGGACCAGAACUUGUGAAAAUAGCGGACUUUGGCUUAGCCCGAGAAAUCCGAUCUAGGCCUCCUUAUACAGACUAUGUAUCUACAAGAUGGUAUAGGGCUCCUGAAGUUCUUCUGAGGUCCACCAGUUAUAGCUCUCCCAUUGACAUCUGGGCUGUCGGCUGUAUAAUGGCAGAGGUUUACACAUUAAGGCCUCUCUUCCCUGGUGCCAGUGAAAUCGAUACUAUAUUCAAGAUUUGCCAAGUACUGGGGACACCGAAAAAGAAUGACUGGCCUGAAGGCUACCAACUUGCAGGUACCAUGAAUUUUCGCUGGCCCCAGUGUGUACCUAACAACUUAAAGACCCUAAUUCCAAAUGCUGGCAGUGAGGCUGUUCAGCUCAUGCGAGACAUGCUACAAUGGGACCCCAAAAAGCGACCAACAGCUAGUCAGGCACUUCGAUAUCCCUACUUCCAGGUUGGGCACACACUGGGCACCUCUCUCUGCAUUCAGGAACUGGGCAAGCAGCCGAAAGAACUCCAUGAUAAAGCUGCACUGCACCAUGUUAAACCGGUCCCUCCUGCACAACCCCCUCCAAAACCCCAUGCCCAUCUCUCAUCUAGACCAUUCCAGCAAAGCCAGUCUUCCCAGUACCUCAUGUACCCGUAUAAAGCAGACUCCUUGGUGACUGACCACGGGAUCCAGUUAAGAGAGGAUGAACCCACUCAGGUGCUUCUGCCAGCACUUUGUAGUCAAGUUCCUCAGCAGAAAAUAUCAGUUGGGACAGAGAACACGAAUGGUGAACUUAAACCAAAGACUAGGCGAAGAUGGGGACACAUUAUUAGAACAAUGAAAGGUUCUGAAGAGUGGGAUGACUUGGAAGACUUUGAUUUUAGCUCUUCCCUCACCAGAAGUGAUCUGAAAAACAAGAGGCGACAGAGCGAUGAAGCUCUUUGUAGGUUUGAAAGCAUUUUGGAUCUGAAGCUUUCAGACAAUCUAGGUUCUGGCAACAGUGCCCCUUCCCAUGCAUCCUUUCCACGUCAGGACACACCCACCUUGCGAGUUUCUGCAGCCAAGCAGCAUUACUUGAAACAUUCUAGGUAUUUACCUGGGAUAAGCACAAGGAAAAGCAUAGUCUCCAGUUCAAGCAAGGAUUCUAUUACGUCUAAUCCAUGGCCCACUUCUAGUUUGCCUGGAAAAGCUUCAGGUGUGGGAGGCGGGGUCAAUGGAAUGAAUUCAGGGCACUCAGGAUCGAGCAGGUUGACCAGUGAUUAUAUCCCUUCAUUUCUGAAAAAGGAACUAGGCUCUGCUGGGCAGAGGGUUCAGUUAGCACCAAUUGCAGAUCCAUCUUCUAAUUACGCUUCUCUGAAGUCUGUCAGACCUCAUAUUGGGCGGCCAUCAUUUAAUACACCUUCAAAAAGCACACCAGCAUUAAUGCCACGUCCACCGCCAAUUCAGCCCAUCCAUGGACGCACUGACUGGUCUUCGAAGUACGGAGCUCACCGGUGACUUGCAGAAAGCACUUUCUGUUGAAUCAGUGCACAUUUCUCAUGAAAUGGUGACCAAUGUUAGACCAUUUGCCAUGACUUUAUAAGCCUGUGAUUUAAAAAAUACCCUAUCUUCUUUGAGCAAGACAUUUCAAGACUUUUUUAGUUUUAUUUGUAUUGAUUUGAAUGCAAUCUUAUACCUUUUUGUAUAAAAUUGUUUUGUUAUAUGAUCAGGUCCAAUUAUUUUUCUUAAAACCAAUACACUUUGUAUAUAUGGCUUGAAGUUUUUGGCAUUUUAUACGAUAAACUUUGUAAUGAACUUGAUACAAAAUUAAUAUUUCCUUUGUCAGGUUCAAAUAUUUUAUAUAAGUAAAUAAAAUGUAGCAGACUGAGGCAGUAUUGCAAAAGAGAUGCAAUUGUAAGAAAGAGGCAUUCACCAAAUAUUGUUUUGUGAUUGUUAUGCUCUGAAUGGGAUAUAUUGAGGCAAGGCGGUCAAUCAAACUGAAUAACCCAGCCUUAUUUUAGUGCCAUGCUGCACCAGCUGGAUGCGAUUGUCAGUCUUUCACCUGCUUGGGGCUGACUUAACAUGAAAGACUAAGGACCUGAACUUGCUCACCUUGAGGUCAAUGGCAGGUGGAUUGGGCCCUAAAUCAAUCACAGGCUUAAUCAAGGGUGUUUUUUAGCUUUGGCUGGUGUUUGUAAAUUUGUCUUCACACUGUUUGUGCUGCCUGUCAGUUUUUCAGUCCUGGGGUUGAUCCUGCAAUCCCAAGGCCAAAUCCCCACUAACCACACUGUGAGUUUGGCCUGAAUGAGACCAGCAGGAUCAGGCUGCUAGUUUGACUACAUUCUGCCUGUUUGUAAUGCUAUCUCCGUUCAAUAAGUAUUCUGUGGGUUUUCCUCGUCUGUCCUUAACUGUUGUUGUCUUUCAGAGUGAAAAUAAAACAUGCUGCAUAGGGGGCUGCUCCUAUUAGUCAGUUAUAACUUUCCUAAAGACUUCCAUGAAGCAAAGUCAGGCCCUGUUUUCAUAGGGCAAGUAGGAGCUGGAGAAAUAUUUGAGGCAAUAUUGAAUAUGACAAAGCUGGUUCACAGGCACAGUAACACAGUAUUAAUGAUGCACCAGCAGCGAAGUUUAAGAAACUAUAUAUGCAGCUGAUUUAAUUUCAGUUGCUUUGUUUUCCAGCCUGAUUCCCUUAAUAUAUCCAGAUUCAGUUUUCAUAAAUAAGUAAACUUCAAUUAACAGUUACAGUGCUGAUUUAGCUCACUUUCCCAUAUUGUUAAAUAUAGAUCGGUUUCCAUAAACGAGGUCUUAUUGGUUAUUUUGUUAUAGUAAGCAUUUAGGAUCAAAUUCUGGUCCCAGUGAUGUCCAUGGUGAAAUCUCAGUUGAUUUCAUUGAGACCGGGAUUUGACUUGUGGAGGAGGGAAAAAGUAACAUGGUAGAGAAGUUACAAGGGUUACUGACAGAGGAAAGCAGCCAAAUAGCACAGAUACAAAACUGAGUGGGGAUUGUUCUCUCCAUUCUAAAUGCUUAGCUUAUCAAAGUGCACUGGAAAAGGCCACCUCCAUUUCCUAGCAAAAAUGUGCACAAGAAAAAAAUUCAUCUGUGUAUUUCACCACACAGAAAACCCUUCCUGAUCUCUCUUUAGGCUUAGGAAUGGCCUCGUAUUCAUAUGGAGCCUGACAAUCUACAGGUAGGCCUGGGACCAACCCCAGCAUAUCCAUGCAGAGUGCCUCUUUCUUUGCACUCUUUCCAAGACCCUUUUCCCUUGAGCUAUCCUAGGAGCUGCAUUGCUCAUGGGAUUCCCCAGUCUAACUACACGCUGCCUCCUCUUCCAAAGGGCAGCAGCUGGAUUGGAAGGUAAUUCUGUGGACUAAUUUCUGCUAGACUUCCCUACAAAAACCACUUAAUUUUGGGUGAAGAGUAUACCCUAGAGCAAUUUCUCUGCCAGUCCCCUUUUGAAGUCAGAGCAUCAAAUAUGAUUUACUCAUGUGUAGAGAGAGAGAGCAGCAGCUGCUGACUCAGCUGUCGGAGAGAGCAUGAUGGAUAGAGUCCAGUGCCUUUGUUUUGUGCACUGUGACCAGGUAGGCAGCAUAUGCUGCUCUCCACAUGAUGCAGUGAAGGAGCAAAAUGAUCUGCAUUAUUUAAAAAUUAAUAUGUACGUAGGACCUUCACAGAACCGCAUCAUGGCUCUCUAACCUUCACCACCCAGGCUUUGUUACCAGUUAACUAACAAACACUCAUUUCAAACCUAUAGGUACUUGCUAACAGAGCUGUGAUGUUGGUAUACACACAAGGAAGUAAAAGAGCCAUUUUGAAUUAUGCAGCACUAGAUGCAUGUACUUGUGAGAAAAGGUGGGGUGGGGUGGGAGGAGAAGUGUUUGCCAAGUGGAAAAGGACAAAACUGUGUAUUUACAUUUCUUAAAAUCAUAUAGAAUAAGAACUGACUGUUUCCUUUCUGGAAAUCAAAAUCUGCAUUUAUAUUUAGAGAUUUUUAAUUUAUUUAUAAUGAAUGAACUGACACGGACAAGGGAGAUGUUUGGACCUAUACAAAUAUCUAACUAGCUGUUUAUAAAUAGUCUAUUCUGCUGUGACCGUAUGACCCUAAUUCUCACUAAUGGUUGUAGUUCCUAUCAUUGUCAGAAUAGAGAGCCCAAUCCUGCAACCCUUACUCAGGUAAGCAAGUAAUUUGCCUGAGUAAAAGGUUCAGAAUCCUGGCUAGUCCUGCAAAGGGAUCCACAAGAAGGGUUGUAAGGUUACUCGGUGCAGGAAUAAGGAUCUGCAUUCAAACCCGUUUGCAAAUGUGGGGCCUUUAUUUGUCAAACCUAAACAGCUCACAUUCAAAAAUUGUCUACUCUAGUUUUAAAUUAAACAGGUACAAUGUACAGAUUCACUCAGUAGCAAAUGUAUCCUGGGAACAAUCCUGCCGUCUUUACUCAAGCAAACUCACACUGAGUUCAAUGAGAGUUUUUUGCUUGAAUAAGGACUGCAGGUUGGGCUAUAUCGUUUGUUUGUUUUGUUUUUUAAUGUUUUUUCUCUGAUUUGUGCCAUUUAGAUGGAAAAAAGUAGAGGCUGUAUAUUACAUUGAAAACCUGACCAAAAGCAAUAUAUUUGUAAGAAAACAUAUCUCAUGCAAAAUAUUACCUAUCUCUUAGCAGGUUCUGCAGCAUUUUUAUGCCAAGUAUAUGAUUUUUAUUUUUAGAAUUAUUUUACAAUGUACAGUUUCUCAUACCCCUGUGUAAUAAUAUGACCUUAAUAUGAAGGAGUCAGACCUUGGGUUGGCAUAUUAAUCUGUAUUAUCUUGAUUUUCUUAAGUUAUGUACAGAGAAAUAAAAUGAAAUUAGUACUGAAACCCUCCCCAUCCUGUUUACAGAUUAAUUAGAAAUGCUUUAGUGGAAGUACAUGCCAUAAAAUGGGGAGAAAAAUAUUUAUUGAAAGAAAUGAAAACCCAGAUGAUUUUCUUUUUUGUUUUUUGUUUUGUUUUUCUGGGUGUAGGUGGUGGUGGUAUGUUUGUUGGAGGGUGGAUGUUUAAACUGUUUAAUUCCUUCUGUGUAAAGAGCCUCCUGCCCAGAAUAAAGUUACUCUUGAAGAGACACUGA
Messenger RNA from Gopherus evgoodei (Goodes thornscrub tortoise), 9207 nucleotides. It is a transcript of the gene CILK1, whose product is annotated as intestinal cell kinase. The record is from RefSeq and is a predicted model, not a curated record. Gene Ontology annotation, molecular function: protein serine/threonine kinase activity; ATP binding. The coding region runs from base 3749 to 5635 and encodes 628 amino acids. The transcript has 16 exons. Gene Ontology annotation, biological process: cilium assembly; intracellular signal transduction; intraciliary transport. Lineage: Eukaryota; Metazoa; Chordata; Testudines; Testudinidae. Gene Ontology annotation, cellular component: cytoplasm; cilium; nucleus.